Molecule: messenger RNA, 1789 nt
Organism: Musca domestica (house fly)
Lineage: Eukaryota; Metazoa; Arthropoda; Insecta; Diptera; Muscidae
Product: probable cytochrome P450 4d14
Exons: 5
Coding region: 218-1738 (506 amino acids)
Molecular function (GO): oxidoreductase activity, acting on paired donors, with incorporation or reduction of molecular oxygen; iron ion binding; monooxygenase activity
Source: RefSeq, a predicted model, not a curated record
CACCGCAUUGAUGUUUGAUCUGGAUUUCAAAUAUUUUUGUUGUUAUUUAUUCUAUUUUUGUAUUGGAAAAGAUAACAUCCAUGGCACACACUAUGGGGCUUGAUAACGAUAAUCGGAAAGCCAAAAUUUCACAUUGAAACAAGUGUGACCAGGGUUAGAACAGAAACAUUAUUCGAUCGGAGAAGACAUAAAACAACUGGGUCGCACUUUGAUCAAAAUGAUAAUUGAAGUGGUUGUGGGUUUGUUUACGUGCCUCCUGGUGUGGGAUUACUUUUACCGGAAACCAUUCGAGGAUUUGUACAAGCAGUCGGGCAUUAAGGGCCCAAAAUAUUUGCCAUUCAUAGGCAACGUGCUGCUGGCUUUGAAGAACGACACUUCUAAUGUCUUUGAGAUGCUGAAUAACUUGUGCAAGGACUACGGAAAAGUUGUCAAAAUAUGGGUAUUUGGCGAUGCUGUGCUCUUCGUCCGGGAUGCCAAGUUCUUUGAAAGUAUUCUCAGCAGUCAGCAGGUGAUCAAGAAGAACCGACUGUAUGCACUGCUGGCCAGUUGGUUGGGUGAUGGUUUGCUGCUCAGCAGUGGCUCGAAGUGGCACUCGAGACGCAAGAUAAUAACGCCCACGUUCCAUUUCAAAAUUUUGGAGGAAUUCGUAGAGGUCUUUGACCAGCAGAGCAGUGUACUGGUUAAGCGACUGCGGUCAAAAGCCGAUGGCAAGACCGUAUUGAAUAUGUUCCCCAUAAUCUGCCUCACAGCCUUGGACAUCAUUGCGGAGACGGCCAUGGGUGUACAAAUCAAUGCCCAAGCAAAUCCAGACUUCCCCUAUGCCAAGGCAUUGACAAGCGUUGCCGACAUAAUAGCUACGCGCUUUGUAAGACCCACCCAAAGCUUUGAUCUGCCAUUCAAACUCUUUGCCAACAAAUCGUAUCGCAAGAUGAUGAGGGACAUCAAAUUGAUGCAGGAGUUCACGGACAAGGUUAUCGUUGAGAGGAGGACACGCCUAGAGGAAUCUAUUAAGAAUGGAACCUUCAACUCAGAAACCAACGAAAUGGGUAUCAAGAAGCGAAUGGCUUUCUUGGAUGUACUACUGCAAUCCACCGUCAACAACAAGCCCCUGACCAACGAAGAUAUCCGAGAAGAGGUCGACACAUUUAUGUUCGAAGGUCACGACACAACCACCAGUGGUAUCUCGCACACCCUGUACCUCUUAGCCCGCCAUCCCCAAGUCCAGCAAAAGGUAUUCGAGGAAAUCCUAGAAGUUAUAGGCAGCGAUAAGGACAAACCCGUGAGUAUGAGAGAACUGCAGGAACUAAAAUAUCUGGAUGCAGUGAUCAAAGAAAGUUUGCGCAUGUACCCGCCGGUCCCCAUGAUUGGUCGUGUCACCGAGCACGAAGUGAAGCUAGAUGGCAAAACCCUUCCGGCAAAUGUUCAAGUGAAUAUCCUGAUCUAUGCUGCUUGCCGGGAUCCCGACUACUUCCCCAAUCCAGACUCAUUCGAACCAGAGCGCUUCAUUGGCGAAAGCAGUUCGGAAAAGUACAAUCCCUUUUCCUAUGUGCCCUUCUCAGCGGGGCCCCGCAACUGCAUUGGUCAAAAGUUCGCCGUGUUGGAGAUGAAGAGCACCAUCAGUAAAAUGCUACGCCAUUACGAGCUGUUACCCUUGGGAGAUGACGUACUACCGGUUAUGAAUCUAAUUUUACGUUCUGCAACAGGAAUAAAUUUAGGCCUGAAACCACGAGAGUAUUAGAACAAUUAAUAAAACAAAACAAAAAGGAAAAGAAACGAAAUUAAUGUUUUU